AUGGCAGCUGCAAGUCCUUCAGAAUUCAGUAAUCCCUUGAGAAAGUUCAAAUUAGUGUUUUUAGGUGAACAAAGUGUUGGAAAAACUUCGUUAAUUACCCGGUUUAUGUAUGAUACUUUCGAUAACACGUACCAGGCUACAAUCGGAAUAGAUUUUCUAUCAAAAACCAUGUAUUUGGAAGAUAGAACUGUCAGAUUGCAAUUAUGGGAUACAGCUGGUCAGGAAAGAUUCCGUAGUUUAAUUCCAAGCUAUAUUCGUGAUUCUUCUGUAGCCGUGGUCGUAUAUGAUAUUACAAAUCGGAACUCAUUUAUGAAUACUGCUAAAUGGAUCGAUGAUGUUCGUGCUGAAAGAGGUAAUGAUGUAAUUAUUGUACUGGUUGGCAACAAGACAGAUUUAAAUGACAAAAGGUACAUGAAAGCUAAAGAAUUUAAUGUCAUGUUUAUCGAGACAAGUGCAAAAGCUGGACAUAAUGUUAAAACACUCUUCCGUAAAAUCGCUCAGGCUUUGCCCGGAAUGGAGAAUACAAUGAAUGAGCCUCAAAAUCAACUCAUUGAUGUCAACAUCAAUUCUGGCACUCAAAAUAACAGCGAAGGAAAUAGUUGUGCUUGUUAA
Funneliformis mosseae is the source of this 612-nucleotide messenger RNA. The record is from the annotation of a GenBank genome assembly. NCBI's taxonomy places the organism in Eukaryota, Fungi, Glomeromycota, Glomeromycetes, Glomerales, Glomeraceae.